AUGUCUGAAGCCGCUCCUACAAUACCUUCCACCACUGCAGUCCCCUACCGCCAAAUCAGGGCCCUCUACGACGAAGAGACCAUUACCGUCUACCAGGCCUACUCCCCCGCCAUUGCCAUAGCCGCCGUCGCCGCGCAGCGCCUCGACGCCUCGCCCGACUUCCGCCCCGGCCGCAUGACGUGGGUCAAGCCCAGCUGGGCGUGGAUCAUGUACCGCGCCGGCUACUCUUACAAGGACGCGCGCCAGGCCCGCAUCCUCGCCCUGCGCAUGAAGCACGCCGACUUUCUCGCCCUCCUCCAGCGCGGCGUGCUCUCCCACGGCGGCGCCGGCGCCGAUGCCAAUGCCGGCCCGGCCCGUGAUCGUGCCGCCGAGGUCCGCGUCCAGUGGGACCCGGAGCGCGACCCCGCCCUCCGCCGCCUACCCUACCGCAGCAUCCAGAUUGGCAUCCCCGGCACCCUGAGCACACUUUGGGCCCGCGAGUGGAUCGUGUCCAUCGAGGAUGUUACCGAGACGGCUCGGAGCCUCAAGCGCGCACUUGAUGAGGAUCCUGACCUGUCGCUGCAGGUCCUUGUUGAGCGCGGCCUUGUCCCGCAGGAGAGGCCUUUUCAGGUCCCGGAUACCAUCAUGACCAGGUUAGACAUGACACGGCCAGGGCAGAUUCCUUAG
Cordyceps fumosorosea ARSEF 2679 is the source of this 666-nucleotide messenger RNA. RefSeq names its product ATP-dependent RNA helicase DHX8. Lineage: Eukaryota; Fungi; Ascomycota; Sordariomycetes; Hypocreales; Cordycipitaceae. The transcript has a single exon. The record is from RefSeq and is a predicted model, not a curated record. The coding region runs from base 1 to 666 and encodes 221 amino acids.